Nicrophorus vespilloides is the source of this 1700-nucleotide messenger RNA. RefSeq names its product ras-like GTP-binding protein Rho1 (gene Rho1). The record is from RefSeq and is a predicted model, not a curated record. Gene Ontology annotation, biological process: small GTPase-mediated signal transduction; cell migration. Gene Ontology annotation, molecular function: GTPase activity; GTP binding. The coding region runs from base 314 to 937 and encodes 207 amino acids. Lineage: Eukaryota; Metazoa; Arthropoda; Insecta; Coleoptera; Silphidae. The transcript has 2 exons.
ACAAAGCUCAUGCGCAAAUCGGCCAUCGCCGAACAGUUUGUUUAUGUCAGUUCUAUUUCUGUCUGUGUAACAGCGUAUUAUCUAUUUUAUCAAUGAGUGAAUAAAACAAGCGAGAGACGACGUAAAAAGAAAGGAAGAAGCAAUUUCCCGAAAGGAGCAAAGCUGCAGGGAAACACAGACGGAAUUUGAACGACGACGGAGAAAGCCUUUAGUAGUCUCUUCAGCUGAGCGACCAGACGAAAGAGAGAGAGAACAUAUACGCACACACACACACACACGGCUCGUCGUACGGGUGUCAAGAGCGAAUCGUCGAAUGUUUUGUUGUUGGUCCGAUAACGGGGACUCAAAUAAAGGUCCGAUGGCUACGAUCCGUAAAAAAUUGGUGAUCGUCGGCGAUGGUGCGUGCGGAAAGACUUGUUUGUUGAUCGUGUUCAGUAAGGAUCAGUUCCCCGAGGUUUACGUGCCGACCGUAUUCGAGAACUAUGUGGCCGACAUCGAGGUGGACGGCAAGCAAGUGGAGUUGGCCCUCUGGGAUACUGCGGGCCAAGAGGACUACGACCGUCUGAGACCGCUGUCCUAUCCAGAUACCGACGUGAUCCUGAUGUGCUUCUCGGUGGAUUCGCCCGACUCCCUCGAGAACAUCCCCGAGAAGUGGACUCCGGAGGUGAAGCACUUCUGCCCGAACGUGCCCAUCAUUCUUGUGGGCAACAAAAAGGAUCUCCGCAACGACCCGGUCACCAUCAAGGAGCUGAACAAGAUGAAGCAGGAACCGGUGAAACCGCAGGAUGGUCGCUCCAUGGCCGAGAAGAUAAACGCUUUCGCCUACUUGGAGUGCUCUGCCAAGAGCAAGGAGGGUGUUCGUGAGGUCUUCGAAACUGCCACCCGUGCAGCUCUGCAGGUUAAAAAGAAGAAGAGGCGUGCAUGUGUCUUAUUCUGAGCUAACGCACCUUAUAUUAUAUACAUCUAUAUAUAUAUAUAUAUUUUAUAUUAUCCUUAUCAUUACUGUGUGUUUUACGGGGUCUUCAAGAAACAAACAAACAAAAAACCAGUUAAAAAAAAAACUAAAAAAAAAUAAAGUUGUAGAGCUAACAUAAAAAUAAUAAACCCCACCAAUUUCAAAUUAUUUUCGCUUGUUUUCCCCCAUAUUUCCUCUACUUCAGUUUUAAGUGGACAUCCAUUGUUCAACUAAUCAUAUAUAUAUAUACACCCGAAACAUAUUCACAAUGAUUACUUGAACAAUCUUCGAAAACAAACAUAAACCAAACAAGUGUUCUAUCACAACUUAUUUAUUGUUAUAACUGCACCAAACAAAAAAAUAAAUAUAUAUAAAAAUGUGAUUUUUUCCAAGGAUGCAAUAGAGAAUUGGAUUGGAAUUGAAUCCCUCCCAACAUUUUCAUACUACUAUAAGAGAUUAAAAUAAAAAUAAAAACUUGUUAAUUAAUUGAUAAUGUGUCAGUGACUUUUGUAAAUAAAAUAUUCGAAAUUAGUUGAUACAAAAGAAAAGAUAAACUAGUAACAUUUAUAAGAAAACCAUUUUUAUUGCAUCCAUUCCAAGAAACGCAAUCAUCGUGUCACCUCUUGACAGUGAUGAUACAAAAAAAAAAUAGUUUUCUUUACCACUUUUUUUUUAAUUCUCAGAGACAUUGAUGAUGACUAAGACCUCUCAAGGUUUCGCAAUUUCUUAUUCAUAUUUACGUAAU